This is a messenger RNA of Triticum urartu, 2678 nucleotides long. RefSeq lists its product as uncharacterized. The record is from RefSeq and is a predicted model, not a curated record. Lineage: Eukaryota; Viridiplantae; Streptophyta; Magnoliopsida; Poales; Poaceae.
CCACUUGGGGUAAAUUGCCUAUAAUAAAGUUUUUGGAUUGUUGGAAAUAUGAGCAAUUUACCAAAUGAUUUUAUUAUUAGAUAAAGCAUGACUAAUAUAACAGUGACAAAACAAGCCAUGCGAUUUGACAAAGAAACGGUAAACAGCAUCUUCAUAUAUGAAGAACGUAGUAGCAUCGCAGUGAUCGGAACUUUGUGCUCGGCUCAUUCCCGCAACCCGCGGCGAGGCGGGCGGCCGAGGAGGAGCGCGCAUGGAUGUCCCUCCUGUUCUCAUGCUCAUACAUGUGGGGAAAGAACCUCCUUAUAAAGAGGUCCAACUCCCUCUAAACUAGCAAUGUGGGACUAAACUUUUGUUCCACCUCUUGCCUUGCAUGAAUGGGCUGUGUGGGCCUCUAAGAUUUAUUAGGAAUUUCUGAAACUGCUAUUGGGCUAGGCCCAAAAUAGACAAAAUUCCAGCACAAGAGGAGUAGGAAGAGGAUGAAGCAUCACAGCGAAAUCAGGAAGAAUAGCGACAGCGAUGGCCCCUCAGACUCUAGUGACAUUAGGGAUUUGAGCUCGCAUGCGUGGAGGAGUCGAUCAAGAAGCAGUGAGGAGGAUCUCUCAUUGCACACGCGGAGGAAGGGUCGCCGUGGUCAUGAUUCAUGAUGCAGCUGUAAUAUCUGAUCAUUUGGUCGCUAGACUGACAAGUUUGGUUUUUAGACGAUCAAAUGUGGUGUAGAUGCCAGUAGCUCAUGCAGUGGUCCUUGCGAGCCUUGCUUUCUAAACCUCUUCUUUUCUUCUCCUCUUGGCCGAUGCGGUUCUUUUUCCGGAUAGAGAUUUCUUGCAAAGCAAAAGGCUUGUACUAAUUUUGGUAAUUUAGAGUUGUUUACAUCUCACCCUCGGUUACGCCAUGGAAUUCCACUGACUUUAUGCUAAAGAGAAUCUCCAACGCAUUCUCUAAACUUAUAAAACUCCCAAUAAUUCUGGGUAUUGGUACACUUCAACUAGUACAUUCUUUAAACUCAAUCCCAGUAAUUUUUCCUCUGCCAUUUCUUCCAUAUUUUGCAUACAUAUACCUCAGUUUCAAAAUUAUAUUUAUUCCAUUGAGCCUCGCACUUUAUUCAAAGCACUUUUUUUUUGUGAGCAACCCUAGCCACGCACUUCGGCCUGGUAGCUACUUUUUUUUAGGGCUGGCCUGGUAGCUACUAGGCGGGCUGCGUGGGUCUGAGCUACUGUGUUCGCUAGGCCUUUGGGAUCCCACAGCCCGAUUUCUGUAUGUCUCGUGGUAUACAGACGCCGCCCAUAUAUUCUCCAAAAAAAAAACGCCGCCCUUCUGGGGACAAGCCUUGGUGAUCGAGGAGAAGGGUGGAGAUGCAGAUCGGCGCCGGCGGCGACUGCGCUGGUACGUACUGUACGUGCCUUCUAUCUCUUCGAUUCCUCUGUAGAUAGAUCCACAGGCCGACUCGGAGCGUGGGUGUUGUCUUCCGCCGGAGCAUAUACACACAUAAAUAUGGGUGUGGAGAUCGCCUGAGCUUCUACCGGAUCACGUCGAUUCCGCUGGACGACGCCAUUUGCCGAUGCACAGCAUGAUGAACAGCUCGAUGAAGGUCACCGAUGUCAACAUGGAAACAGAGGUGCCUGAGCUUCUUCUUGUACCAAAUCAUGUCGAUUCCAACGGACGCCAUUUGCCAAACCACAGCCCGAUGAAGAUCACCGAUGUGGAUAUGAAAAUAGAGGCGCUAACAAAUUACAUCAACCUCAGACGAGUAGGAGGAGAGGGGGGCAGUAUGAAUGUGGGGAACAAGAAGACCAAGAAGAAGAUUUUCCGUGUGCCCCAGGACGAGCUGGAUGAGAUUCUUUUGUACCAAGCGGCGCCGGCGCCCGCUUGGCAGAGUGCGGCCAAACGCUAUCCUUGGGUCGUCGCCGAGAUGGAGAAGAUCAAGGUAGGCUUUCUCGCCGGGCAGGACAAGAUGAGGCGGCAGUACGAGGCCCUGGGCUACGCCACGUUUGAAGCGGAGGUCACCGAUGAUGAGCAGGAGGAAGACGCGGCAGUGACGACUCCUUAUCAGGACAAGGAUGAAACAUUGACGACAUCUUUUCAUGAGCGGAACGAUGAUGCAGCAGUGACAACUCCUUACAAGGAGAACUUGGAGAAGGAUGAAACAUCAGCGGCAUCUUUUCAUGAGAAGAAUGACGAUGCACAAGCAGCAGCAGUGACGACUCCUUACAAGGAGAAGGAUGAAACAUCAGCGGCAUCUUUUCAUGAGGAGAAUGACGGUGCAGCAGCGACAACUUCUCCUUGGAUCACUCCACGAGGAAGAGGCCGAAGAAGAUUUCGCCCGGGAGUCGUCAAGCAAGCAUGCGGUGUUAAAAAGAUAACUUAGGAGUUGUUUCGUUAGGUUUAACUUUGACUUUUCAAGUUUGAUUUGUAAGUCAAAAAAAUAUCUAUUUAUGUGUUUUGGUUGUGGCUCAUAUUCAACAAUAUUCAGUCAUAAGCCAUAAGCCAAAGCCAAAGCCAAAAACACGUUGUUUUUCUAACUUACAAGGUAAACUCUAAAGUGAGAAUUAAGCCUUACUAAGCAUCACAGUAGACGUAGUUGUUGUUUUCGGUGUGUUUAGCUUUUGUUGUUGUAGUAGUUGGUUGCAGUUUUUGAUAAUGUACCAUGUCAUGUUUUUAAUAUCAUUUUUUUUGGUUAAAGC